Messenger RNA from Theileria equi strain WA, 900 nucleotides. RefSeq names its product signal peptide containing protein. Bases 1 to 900 code for a protein of 299 amino acids. Lineage: Eukaryota; Apicomplexa; Aconoidasida; Piroplasmida; Theileriidae. The transcript has a single exon. The record is from RefSeq and is a predicted model, not a curated record.
AUGGGAAUUGCAAAGGCUUUGCUGAUAAUCCUUGCAUGCAGGUCAUGUGCCUGUGGUAACGUUUCCGAUGAAGAUGAAAAGUCCAAGGCAUAUUUAACUUUUGAGCACAAACUUGUGGGUGUAUCUCUAGAAAUUUCCGGACGAAUCGAUAAAAAUAUCUUCAAGGUACACAAUGGUAGCUACUGUGGAAUUUCUUACCGUACCUAUACUACUCGAAGUGGCUAUGAAUUAACGGAAGUUUGUGACAGCGGUGUAAUUAUCUGGUCUUCUCAAGGGCCAGGAAAUAGUUGUCUAUUUGCAAGGGUAACAUUUAAGGGAUGCAUGAGAUCAUAUCUCCGCCUGUACGUGCGAUUACAGGACGGAACUUACAAAAUGAACACUUACAAAUGGGAAGAUAGCAGAUGGAAAAUCAGGAAUGGAACUCUUUACGAGUCAUCAGAAGACAAAUCCAAAGUAAACGCGGGUAAAAAUGCAAGAAUACGUCAUUCUCGACUAUUGAGAGGCUCUAGAGGCAUAAUGUUGGAUCUGACAAUUUCAAAUGAAGCCGUGUCUAUGAGUGAAAGUAAAUUUCGGGGUGUAACUACCGUUUUAUAUACAGUUGCCCCGGGACAUUUUUUUACUUCAAUAAUAGAUGCCACAUCACCUAUCUGGGACGGACGUCCGGGUGAAAUUUGUACAAUCGCAAAAACACAUUCUGACUUUAAUACGAAGCUGUUAAAAAUCCAUGUAAAGAAUCAGGCGUCUCUGGAAGACCAAUAUUAUGAUAGGAACCAGUGUGGAGAAUGGACACGAAUAGAAAAACCUACAUUUGAAGCAAAGGUCGACGAAAUGAAGAUUAGAGGACAAAUAACUCCACAACCGGAUCUCCUAUGCUACGAACAAUUGGAUGAUUCUGUCUGA